AUGGCCCGACAGAGCCAAGUCAUCGACCUCGUUGCCUCCGAGUGCAACUCCUUUGCCGAGAGGUUCUUCUCAGAGCACCGUCGCCAUUUUGAAGAUUUGUCCAGUGCUGAUGUCGGAAGCAUGGAGCAGAAGGCUGAAUGGUUCGACAUCUUCAAGAAGUUUGAAGCAGAGUCCGAGCUGACAGUGCAGAAUGCACUGAUGCUGUGGGGUGCUGUCCAAGCCAAGUCAUUCGAGCAAGAGUUCAUUGAGGCGGCAAUGCAAUCCGACGCUCUCAAUGAUUAUUUGUCUUUGACGGAGUACCCCAUGUUUGUCAAGCGCAUGUGGCGGGAAAUCCAGCUGAAGCGCGAACGGGUUGCUUGGCUGCAUCUUUGGUCAGUAAAUGUGCUUGAUGGAGACCAGAAACCAGCCCACGGUCGCUGGGCGGUCGCGGCAACCGGAACAUCUAACCGACCCCGUGCACAGUGUCGGCCAACAAAACAUCACAAGAAACAGUUGAAGAACCACACAGCCGAACAGAGGGCCCGGCCAGCUUCAGGAGGCGGGCCCUGA
Symbiodinium natans is the source of this 549-nucleotide messenger RNA. The record is from the annotation of a GenBank genome assembly. NCBI's taxonomy places the organism in Eukaryota, Dinophyceae, Suessiales, Symbiodiniaceae.